AUGGCAACCUUCAGAGAAGAAGAGGUGGAAGGUGAAGAAGAUUCCAGAUUUGAGUAUGCUCAUGGAACUGUAAUGGUUCUUGCAUGGAUGGUAUUUGCAUCAAGUGCUAUUCUAUUUGCACGUUAUGGUCGUAAGGUACACUUUGGUUCCAACGACAAGUUAUUAGGUGAAAAAAUUUGGUUUCAAAUUCAUCGUUUCAUGGCUUGUUUGACAACAGUAUUGACUCUACUUGGGUUUUUCUUUAUUUUGGUACAAGCAAAAGGCACAUGGAUAGGGACCGAUGAAGGUCGUGUAUUUGUCCAUUCUGUUAUGGGUGGUAUUGUUGUCUGUUGUGCACUUAUACAAGCAUGGAUGGCACUCUUUCGUUGUCAUCCAGACGGUUCGUAUCGUUUCAUUUACAAUUGGCUUCAUCGAUUAACAGGAGUAUUGGCUUAUUUUCUUUCGAUACCAACAAUCUUUAUUAUCAUAACAACUUUUGAUGCAAAUCGAACUGGCAUGAUCGUUAUUCUUUCACUUUGGUCUGCCUGGGUUGUUAUAAUUGUCAUUAUUUUAGAAAUCAUUCGGUUUGGUAUUGGAAAAUCAUCUUCUAGUGGAAUGGAGAAGAGAAAUGGAGCUGAAUUAUAUGAUCUUAAUGGACCACCAAGUGUCAAUACCGAAGAUGAUGAUAGAGAUACCGCACAUUGGCAUAAUCGGAUAUUAAUCUUGAUUCUAAUAAAUUUUAUUGUCUCCAUUGCUCUGGCUAUUCCACUAAUUGUUCUUAUUUGGAAAUAG
This is a messenger RNA of Rotaria sp. Silwood1, 771 nucleotides long. NCBI's taxonomy places the organism in Eukaryota, Metazoa, Rotifera, Eurotatoria, Philodinida, Philodinidae. The record is from the annotation of a GenBank genome assembly.